GAAGCAGGAAUGGCUUCAAACUUGUGGUCAGAGGAUCAGUUCAGCUGUCCAGUGUGUCUGGAGAUAUUGAAGGACCCAGUCACUACAGCAUGUGGACACAGUUACUGUAUGGGGUGUAUUAAGAACUACUGGGAUCAAACUGAUCAUACAGGUGUCUAUAGCUGCCCCCAGUGCAGAGAGACCUUUACCCCAAGGCCUGUUCUACGCAGAAACACCAUGCUGGCUGAAGUUGUGGAGAAAUUAAAGAAGACAGGACUCAAUCCUCCUCCUGCUCAAAGUUAUGCUGGACCUGGAGAUGUGCCAUGUGAUUUCUGCACUGGGAGAAAGUUCAAAGCUGUGAAAUCCUGUUUGACGUGCCUGGCCUCUUACUGUGAAACACACGUCAAGCCACACAGUGAGGUUACUCCAUUAAAGAGGCACAAGCUGGUCAAUGCAAUUGGAAAUCUGGAGCAGAAGCUUUGUGCUGAACACCAAAAGGAUUUGGAGGUGUUCUGCAGAACCGAUCAGAUGUGUAUUUGCUUGUUGUGUUCACAAAUUGAACACAAGAGCCAUGAUAUAGUCUCAGCUAAGAAAGAAAGGAGUGGGAAACAGAAGCAGCUGGGAGAGACACAGACAGAAAUACAACAGAGAAUCCAGGAGAGACUGAAAGAAAUUGAGGAGUUGAAACAGACUAUGGAGUCACUGAAAAAAUCUGCAUGCAUAGAAAUAAAGGAAAGUGAGAAGAUCUUUACUGAGCUGAUCCAAUCCAUUGAGAAGAUCCACACUGAGGUUAUUGAGCUGAUUGGAGCUAACGAGAAGGCUGCAGUGAAUCAGGCUGAAGGACGCAUGAAGAAACUGCAGCAGGAGAUUGCUGAGCUAAGGAGGAGAAACGCUGAGCUGAAACAGCUUUCAGAGACACAGGAUCACAUCCAUUUUCUACAGAAUUUCCAGUCUAUCUGUGCCCCUCCUGAAGCUGAAGACUUACCCAGCAUUACUGUCAAUACAGACAUCUCUUUUGGAGCUGUGCGGAAAGCUGUAUCUGAACUUAAAGACCAUAUUGAGGACUUCUGCAAGGGGGAAUUAGUCAAAAUAACCACAACAGUGAAUGAAACAGCAGUUUAUACCCUGGGGUCUAGUAGCAGUGACAGACGUUUCAAAGUGAAUGAAGUUGCAGUUUACAGUCUGCAGGCUCCAGAGCCAAGGAACAGAGCUGAGUUUUUAAAAUAUUCCUGUCAGCUCACUCUCGACCCCAACACAGCGCAUACAAACCUCUGUCUGUCUGAAAGGAACAGAAAGGUGACAUGCAGGAUUGGGAGCCAGGGAUGUCCUGAUCACCCAGAGAGAUUUGACAUCAAGGCCCAAGUGCUUUGCAGAGAGGGUUUGUCUGGGACUCGCUGUUACUGGGAGAUUGAGUGCAGUGGCGGAGCGGCUUCUAUAGGCAUCACAUAUAAAGGAAUCAGCAGGAAAGGAGAGGAUCAUUCCUGUGGCCUUGGAUGCAAUGACAAGUCCUGGAGUUUGUUCUGCUCUGGUUCCAGUUACACUGCCUGGCACAAUAACAAUCACACUGCAAUAACUGCCCCCCGCUCCCCCAGAAUAGGAGUGUAUCUGGACUUUAAUGCCAGCACUCUAUCAUUUUAUGGCGUCUCUGACACAAUGACCCUCCUGCACAGAUUCCAAACCACAUUCACCGAGCCGCUCUAUCCUGGGUUGGGGCUUUAUGAUUAUGAUUCCCCUGUAACAAUCUGCCAGCUGAACAUGAGCCCAUUUAACUGGGUGAUCAGUCCAACCAACACAUUGUCUGGUUCAGCAUUUAAAUGUGAGAAUGACAUCCCUUCAGGACUGCUACAUUCAAAUAGAAUCCGGCAGUGCUUGACCACAUGGCUGCAGGCUGGGCAGGUCUUUGACCUUAUCAUUGAUAACCCAAUCAGACAGGAGGCUGGACACUGUCCUGAGAGCCCUGAGCACCUGUGUGACCUUACAGCUAAAGAGUGUGAUAGCCAGUCUCUCUGUAUCACUGGAGCAAGAAUGGCUUCAAACUUGUGGUCUGAGGACGAAUUCAGCUGUCCAGUGUGUCUGGAGAUAUUGAAGAACCCAGUAACUACAGCAUGUGGACACAGUUACUGUAUGGGGUGUAUUAAGAACUGCUGGGAUCAGACUGAUCAUACAGGUGUCUAUAGCUGCCCCCAGUGCAGAGAGACCUUUACCCCAAGGCCUGUUCUGCGUAGAAACACCAUGCUGGCUGAAGUUGUGGAGAAAUUAAAGAAGACAGGACUCAAUCCUCCUCCUGCUCAAAGUUAUUCUGUACCUGGAGAUGUCCCAUGUGAUUUCUGCACUGGGAGAAAGUUCAAAGCUGUGAAAUCCUGUUUGACGUGCCUGGCCUCUUACUGUGAAACACACGUCAAGCCACACUAUGAGGGGGCUGCUUUUAAGAGGCACAAGCUGGUCAAUGCAAUUGGAAAUCUGGAGCUAAAGCUUUGUGCUGAACACCAAAGGAUUUUGGAGGUCUUCUGCAGAACCGAUCAGAUGUGUAUUUGCUUGUUGUGUUCACAAGAUGAACACAAGAACCAUGAUACAGUCUCAGCUGAGAAAGAAAGGACUGAGAAACAGAAGCAGCUGGGAGAGACACAGACAGAAAUACAACAGAGAAUCCAGGAGAGACUGAAAGAAGUGGAGGAGCUGAAACAGGCUGUGGAGUCACUGAAAAAAUCUGCAUGCAUAGAAAUAAAGGAAAGUGAGAAGAUCUUUACUGAGCUGAUCCGAUCCAUUGAGAAGAUCCACACUAAGGUUAUUGAGCUUAUUAGAGCUAACGAGAAGGCUGCAGUGAAUCAGGCUGAAGGACGCAUGAAGAAACUGGAGCAGGAGAUUGCUGAGCUAAGGAGGAGAAACACUGAGCUGAAACAGCUUUCAGAGACAGAGGAUCACAUCCAUUUUCUACAGAAUUUCCAGUCUCUCUGUGUCCCUCCUGAAGCUGGAGACUUACCCAGCAUUACUGUCAAUACCGACAUCUCUUUUGGGGCUGUGAGGAACGCUGUAUAUGAACUUAAAGACCAUAUUGAGGACUUCUGCAAGGGGGAAUUAGUCAAAAUAACCAAAACAGUGAAUGCAACAGCAGUUUAUAGACUGUGGUCUAGGAGACGUGGUAGACGUUUAACAGUGAAUGAAGUUGCAGCUUACAGUAUGCAGGCUCCAGAGCCACGGAACAGAGCUGAGUUUUUAAAAUAUUCCUGCCAGCUCACAAUGGACCCCAACACAGUGCAUAGACAGCUCUGUCUGUCUGAAGGGAACAGAAAAGUGACAUGGGGAAAGGGCCAGCGAUGUCCUGAUAACCCAGAGAGAUUUGACAGCUAUGCCCAGGUGCUUUGCAGAGAGGGUUUGUCUGGGGCUCGCUAUUACUGGGAGAUUGAGUGGAGUGGGGAAGAGGCUGAUAUAGGAGUCACAUAUAAUGGAAUCAGCAGGAAAGGAGGGGAUGAUUCCUGUCUCAUUGGACUCAAUGACAAGUCCUGGAGUUUAAUCUGCUCUGGUUCCAGUUACACUGCACAGCACAAUAACAAUCAAACUGCAAUAACUGCUCCCCUCUCCCCCAGAAUAGGAGUGUAUCUGGACUUUAAUCCAGGCACUCUGUCAUUUUAUGGCGUCUCUGACACAAUGACACUCCUGCACAGAUUCCAAACCACAUUCACUGAGCCGCUCUAUCCUGGGUUUAGGCUUGAUUGCUAUGAUUCCACUGUAACAAUCUGCCAGCAGAACUAGCUAGAAUUCCCACAGCAAGUACUGAUAAGACUCUCUUAAGGUGUUUGUAGCUAACUAAAUGUUACUGUUUAAUCUGUCAGGUUAGUGUUUUUGUAAUUGUAAACACUCACAACUGGAAAGCUGUUUCAUCAUAAAAUGUUCAAUAUGUCCUGAGUAUUUAUUGAUUACAAACACAUAAAUAGCACCAAGUGGCAGACUUAGUUGGCAUCUCUGCACAGUGCUAGAAUUCCCACAGCAAGAACUGAUAAGUAUCUCUUAAGGUGAUUGUAGCUAACUAAAUAAUUCCACAAUGUGUUCCUAUAUUGCACUUCCAUGGCUCCAUAGGACUCAAAUGUUCAGCUUUGAAAAGCAUGAGAUCUGGUGUUACUUGAGGUUAAAUAAAGUUCUCAGUUUCUAUGCCUUAUUCUCAGGGUGCAUGUUUACUAUAGCAGGUGUUUCUUUUAACACUGCAUAUUUGAGACCUAUAUAUAGAAUGGAAGUGCACAACAGGUGAGAUUCAUGGGAUUAAUUUGUCAGCUCCAAUCCCUAUCAAUGUGAGAUUGUGUAAAUAGCAGCUCACAAUACUUGCCAUGUCAAAGGAAUGUCAAUAUAGUUUCUAGCAGAUUCCUGUAUACAGUAAGAUCCUGUUAGCUGAACAGUGUUUGAACUUGUUGCUAGGAGGCUGUGUGGCCCAGUGGUUAAAGAAAAGGGCUUAUAAACAGGAGGUCCCUGGUUCAAAUCCCACCUCAGCCACUGAUUCAUUUUGUGACCCUGAGCAAGUCACUUCACCUCCUUGUGCUCCGUCUUUCGGGUGAGAUGUAAUUGUAAGUGACUCUGCAGCUGAUGCAUAGUCACACACACUAGUCUCUGUAAGUUGCCUUGGAUAAAGGUGUCUGCUAAAUAAACAAAUAAUAUAUGAAGGUGUCAUUUUUAAAUAGUGUAUUAAUAUGUUGUAGAUGCUUAAAAGAUGAGUUUUUACAAUGCAUUAUAGAGCAAGUGAUACAGGGUAGUAACAGCAUUUACUAAUGUGUUAUAAAUACUGAAUAGAUGAUAUAAGAAAUCUGCAAUAAAUGAAAAUAUGAAACUGUAUAUUAGCUGUAAACAAAUCAGGACAAAUCAGAUUAAACACAAAUGAUUUACACUUCAUUGUCUGGGCCAUUUAUUUUGUAUUUUAAAUUAAUCUGUGUAUUGAAAAAGAUUUUUCAUUAUUUGUACAAAAAACAGAAACAGUGUCAAUAUGGUGUAGGGCCUCCAUGGGCAGCCAGCACGGCACUGAUUGGACGUGGCAGGUAGCGAUUCUGCAAGGUGCUUUUUAAAUUUUGCUGGAGGAAUACGGGACCAUUCCUCAAUGAUUACCAGCCUCUAAUUCCUUCAGGUUGUGUUGUAUUGGGGGUGGAAAUCUGCAGUCAAGUCAGAAUGGUCCAUACAUAGAGAGAGUCGCAUCAAUUUUGAGACUGUUCCUUGUGAAAAAGCCUCAGUAGUAGUUUGAGCACUUUUGAAAAUGGAAGCACCUGCCAACUAAGCACAAUAUUUAUUUAUUUUUGAUUAUUUGAACAAUAAUGUGAGUGAAAUAUCAUCACAAGAAAGAAGUAAUUUCCAUGGAUAUCAUAAAUCACAAUCAAAUUGCAUUACAUGUGCAAUCUGCCCACAGUGGAAAAGCAGAAACGUGUUUUAAGCCUGACCUUUGUCGCCCUCUUCAGGACAAACUCUGCAGCUGCACAGAGCCUGAUUGAAAGCAAUUCUUUUCACUUGGUGUGGUUCCAUUUGAAAUGUAGGGCCCUAUUCACACAAUCUUCAGGACUGUUCCAAGCACUGUUUUGUUAAAGACUCUUUAUGGUUUAAAUCAAGUUGUUUAGAGAGGGGGAGCAGUUUACUGUUUAUUAAUUUUAUUGUUUAUUAUUAUUCAAAGCACCGUUUAAGGUGAACAAUCCUUACAAUCAGGUUUUAAAUUAAAACCAAAGCAUGAAUGUAAAUAAGCACCAUUUUAAUAACCAUUUUUUUUACAUUUCUGUACUUCACUUAAUGCAAAC
Molecule: messenger RNA, 5738 nt
Organism: Acipenser ruthenus (sterlet)
Lineage: Eukaryota; Metazoa; Chordata; Actinopteri; Acipenseriformes; Acipenseridae
Exons: 16
Coding region: 10-3729 (1239 amino acids)
Molecular function (GO): zinc ion binding; protein binding
Source: RefSeq, a predicted model, not a curated record